This is a messenger RNA of Mytilus californianus (California mussel), 2351 nucleotides long. RefSeq lists its product as uncharacterized. The transcript is spliced from 12 exons. Lineage: Eukaryota; Metazoa; Mollusca; Bivalvia; Mytilida; Mytilidae. The coding region runs from base 6 to 2111 and encodes 701 amino acids. The record is from RefSeq and is a predicted model, not a curated record.
CGUAAAUGAAAUUGUAUGUUUACAUGACCAAGCCAAUUAACAAAAGCGGAAAUAUUAUUUCUGAGUCAUCGAGUGAUGAAAUAAAUACAGAUAAUUUGAUUACAAACAGAGGAUACAAGGCGUGUAAAAUUCGGAUUAGACAUAUGGAUACUUCUAACGCUGAUAGAGAAGAAGACCAACCGAUUACUGAUGCUAUGAUAGAUAACAUUGGUAAGGAAGUUGAUAUUCACAUCAUGCAGAAAAAGAAAGAGCAGAAGAACCAAGAAAUAAAAACUGUCGUGAAGUACAUCACUGCCUGUUUAAACACAGACGGAGGAGUUGUUAUACUGAAAAAUAAUGAUUGGAAAGAUGCAACUGGCAAAUAUUUGGAUGACUGGUACGGAAUUGUGGAACAAAACCUAUUUGAUGAGUGUAGUAAAUUCAUUAAAUUCGAAGGAACGUAUCAAGACAAAAUAUUACGAUUACGGAUUACACCGCUGCAUUAUCUUUUUUCUGUUGAUAUGCAUCUUUAUUUCCCGCGAAACACAGAUAUCGUUGAAGUAAAAUACACACAAGCCAUUGAAAUCCUCAAAACGAAAGACAAAUCCGGUUCAUUGUCUGAAUUGCCAGCAAUAGUAGAAUAUUUCGAGCACAAAAAGAAAAUGUUCAAAUUGAGCGAGAAUGAUCGAAUACAGUUCAAAGAAAUAAGAAGUGAUAAUGUUCCAAGCAAAUUUAGCAGCACUAUUAAUAAAUAUAUAUCAGCUUUUUGCAAUCACAAAGGAGGAAGAAUCUUGUUUGGUAUUGAAGACAAGGAAUUCAAAGUUGUUGGAGUCGAACUCACCAACAAAGACAAGGAGUCAAUAACAAAACUGAUUCACGAUAAGAUGGACAAUACCAUGAAAUGGGGCUGUGAUUGCAGAAUUUAUAAGAAUGGCAUUCAUUGGAGCAUAGACUUCCUUCCAAUACAAAACAUUACAAAGGAUAUUCCAGAUGGGAAAACUUUAGAGGUUAUCGUGGUGUCCGUAUGUAGGUAUCCAGGAGGAGUAUUUACAGACACACCAAAGGCGUAUUACAUCAGGGAAGAUGGAGCAAUCCAACAGUUUACAUUUGAAGAAUGGAAGACCAGAAUGUUUACUUCAUACAAAGAUGCUCCUUUCACUAAAGAAGGUGGAAUUGAAAUUCAAAGAUCCCUUGCUUACAUGUCAAAUGAAAUAUCGAUUAUAAAAGACAAAGUAAUUAGCGGAAAUUUAGCUUCUCAAACAGCAGAAAUUAAUCAAACUGAGACAACACCACAAGAAGAAUCUCAGAACUGCACAGCUAAAAAAAGACAAGUGGCUUUGCCUGAAACAGAAACUACUAUCAGCAAACCAAAAAUCCUUGUUUCUCCUAUUGCUAGACCAACAGAUCCCGAAAACACUUGUCUUCAAACUAAAUCAAGAAAAGAAGCAAAAUCAACAGUAGAUGACUUACAAGAGUUACAGGUCAGAUAUUGGACAAGUAAACUUGAAAAACAGGAGAAAGAAAAGAGAAAACUAGACCUAGAGAAUGAGAGUCUUGAAAAGCGGGCGUCUCAUGAACAGAACCAAUCAAUGCCAUUUGAACAGAUCCGGGAAGCAAUUGGAUUGAUAGCUGAUCAAACUGAGGAAACAUCGCAGGAAGAAUCUCUGAAUGGUUCAAAAUUAAAUUGCACAGCUACAAAAAGACAAGUAUUAUUGCCUGAAAUAGAAACUACCAGCAACAAACCGAAAAUCCUUGUUCCUCCUCUUGCUAGACCAACAGAUCCUGAAAACACUUGUCUUCAACAUGAACCAAUAAAGGAAGCAAAAUCAACAGCAGAUGUCAUGCAAGAGUUACAGGUUAAAGUAUUAACAAGUAAACUGGAAAAACUGGAGAAAAAAAAGAAGAAAUUAGACCUUGAAAUUGGAUUUCUCGAAAGACGGGAGUCUCAAAAUCAGAACAAUUUGAUGACAUUUGAACAGUUCUUUGAGGCACUUCACUUGACAGUUGACAAAACAGCUGUAAUAAGACAAGUGACAUUGCCUCAACCAAAAACGACAAGCAGUCGAAAAAUUGCAAAUGUUACCCCUCUGGAAAGACAAACAGAUUCUGAAGAGUUUUUUUCUUCAAACUGAAACAACAUCUGUGUUGCAAGAACAGGUAUUGGAGAUGUAAACUGAAAAAAAACUAGUUAAAGAAAAGAAGAAACUGGAUCUUGAAAAUGAACGUCCCAAAAGACUUCGUUUAAAGAACAGAACCAAACAACGACAACAAAACAGUUCUUCGGGGCACUUUAAUCAAGCACCAAAAGAACAUUGUUCUUCUUUUCCUCUAUUCUUUGUUCUUCGAAAUAUACAAUAAAGGCAACAGUAGUA